Molecule: messenger RNA, 906 nt
Organism: Staurois parvus
Lineage: Eukaryota; Metazoa; Chordata; Amphibia; Anura; Ranidae
Source: the annotation of a GenBank genome assembly
AUGCAGCUAGUUCUUCUGGGGUUUGGGAAUCUCCAAGAUCUGAAAUAUUUAAUUUUUGUCUUGUUCCUAAUAUGUUAUGUUAUCAUUAUAUUUGGGAACUCCUUGGUAAUCAGUUUAAUAACUACAAAUAAAAAACUCCAUUCACCCAUGUACUUUUUCUUGUGCAAUUUAUCUGUUUCUGAGAUACUCUUCACCACCAUACUUCUGCCAAACAUAUUGUAUGUUAUCUGGGGAAAUGGUGGGUCAAUUUCAUUUUAUGGUUGUAUUACUCAGUAUUACUUGGGAGCAUCGGUGGGAAGCAGUGAAUGUCUUUUCCUUACAGUAAUGGCCUAUGACCGAUAUUUGGCUAUUUGCAACCCACUGAGGUAUUCAACCAUCAUGAAUAACAAAAUGCAAAAUCACCUAUCUUUGUGUUCCUGGCUUCCUGGAUUUAUAGCAAUGGCCUUCUUAGUUAUCUCCAUCUGCAACUUAAAGUACUGUGGGUCCAAUAUUAUUGACCAUGUGCUUUGUGACCCGGUCUUGUUUUUGCAGUUGUCUUCUACUGACACCUACUUAUUUGAAAUUGUAGGUUCAAUAGUCACCUUUCUUUUUUGUCUUCUCCCAUUUACACUGAUAAUUUUGAGCUAUGUCUCCAUAUUUUUCACUAUACUGAGAAUUCCUUCUCGGACCAGCAGACGGAAAUCUUUCUCCACUUGCAGUUCCCAUCUAGCAUCUGUUUUCAUGUACUUUGGAACAAUCAGCAUUCUUUAUUUAGUUCCUUCUCAGCAGCAUUCAUUCACACUAAACAAGAUUAUGUCUUUGAUCUACUCUGUUGUGAAUCCGCUGCUAAAUCCCAUGAUUUACAGUCUACGAAAUCAAGAGAUGAAGUCCUGCAUAGUCGCAUAUUUUGCACCAAAAAAAACAUGA